This is a messenger RNA of Chelonus insularis, 1318 nucleotides long. RefSeq names its product methylosome protein 50-like. The record is from RefSeq and is a predicted model, not a curated record. Gene Ontology annotation, biological process: oocyte axis specification. Gene Ontology annotation, cellular component: methylosome. Gene Ontology annotation, molecular function: protein binding. The transcript is spliced from 5 exons. The coding region runs from base 126 to 1139 and encodes 337 amino acids. NCBI's taxonomy places the organism in Eukaryota, Metazoa, Arthropoda, Insecta, Hymenoptera, Braconidae.
CCAAUCAAAAUUAAGGAUUAACUAAGCACGUGUUGCCAGCAUCCUUUGUCAUAUUCAAAGAAUUAAUAGCGUUGCUUAGUUAGUUUUCAACUCAAAUAAACUCUUAGUUUGUAGUUUUUAACAAAAUGAGUAAUAAUGAAUAUUUUCCUCAUCCAAAUUCGAACGUUGAUGUCUAUAGAAAUAUGUCAGCAGCAGAUCGUUCACCUGUUCCUGAUAAACAUCUGCAGUUCAUAACUGUUUACAAUGAUGAAAAAGCUAUUCUGGGCGCGAGUAAUAUGAUUGAUCGUUAUUGGAGUGGUACAGUAUGGUUUUUUAAUGGAUGUUCAAACUUUGACAGAAAAAAUGCAACCAUAGCAAUGAGAACUGAGAGUGGAGUUUGUGAUGCUGAUUUCUUAGAUAAAGAUAGAUUCGUAGUUACUGAAGAUAGCGGAGUCAUUCAGAUCCUUGAAGUCGUUCAAGCUGCCGACACUAUGAUGCCAGAAAUUCGUUAUUUAAAAUACGAAUGUCAGCAUGAUGAUGGAAUAACUUCGUUAGCUAUUUUUGAUAAUAAGACACAUUUUGUCACUAGUGGAUUAGAUUACUGUAUAAAAGUAUGGCAUGCAGCAGAGCUUUUAGCAGAAAAUUCUUUUUCAUCCUGCCACACUGGAAUUAUAACCAGUGUAGAUGUAAUGCCUAAAAGUGAUUCAGUAUUUGCAUCAACUUCGUUAGAUUGUGAUGCUCUUAUUUGGGAUAUAAAACAAUCUACUCCUGCAACCCAUCUACAUAAAAAAAAUGACAAUGGUUUGACAGCCAUUUCUUGGAAUCCUAGUGAUAGCCAUUAUGUAGCAAUUGGUGCAGAAGAUGGGAGUAUUACUUUAAUAGAUCUACGAUCACCAACUGCAGUUCUUUUUCAAUCUACAGUAUUUUCACGUCCAGUACAUAAGUUAAAAUAUCAUGCUAAACGGAAAAAUUUGUUAGCUGCUUGCAGUGAUGAUACAGUCGUUAAAGUUAUAGAUACAUCUGAAAAUUUGGAUAUAAUAUACGAAAAUAAUCAACACAGUGAUUUUGUUCGUGGAUUUGCAUGGUUAAAAGAUGAAUUAAUAACGUGUUCGUGGGAUAAUAGUGUAUUAAAGCAUACUUUAUCAAAGUUAUCUAAGUGAAUUAUUGACAAAUAUCAAUUUCUCGAAAGAAAAACAGAUUGAUUCAUUCCACUGAAUUGUAUUUUUAUGUGAAUAUCCUUGAAAAAAUUAACUAUCGUUAAAAAAAUUCCAAGUGUUAAAAAAAAAAUUUAUCAAAUAACAUACAGAUUUAAGCUUGUACAUUGAUUGAUUCAAGUGUU